Messenger RNA from Acanthosepion pharaonis, 1560 nucleotides. NCBI's taxonomy places the organism in Eukaryota, Metazoa, Mollusca, Cephalopoda, Sepiida, Sepiidae. The record is from the annotation of a GenBank genome assembly.
AUGGUCCCCUUCCAUUGUCUUGUCUUUUAUGGUCCCUUGCAUUUUUUUUGUCUCAUCACCCCUCUUGUCUCAUUUUUUCUGGUCCCCCUUGCAUUGUCUCAUUUUAUGGUCUCUUUCUUGUCUCAUUUUAUGGUCUCCUUGCCUUGUCUCAUUUUUAUUGUCCCCCCUUGCAUUGUCUCAUUUUUAUGGUCCCCCCUGCAUUGUCUCAUUUUAUGGUCCCCCCUUCUCAUUUUCUCAUUUUGUCUCAUUUUAGGGUCCCCUUGCAUUGUCUCAUUUAUAUGGUCCCCUUGCAUUUUUCAUUUUUAUUGUCUCCCCCCCCCUUGUCAUUGUCUCAUUUUUAUGGUCCCCCUUCUCAUUUUAUGGACUCCUUGCCUUGACUCAUUUUUAUGGUCCCCUUGCAUUGUCUCAUUUUUAUGGUCCCCUUUUGUCUCAUUUUCUCCUUCAUUUUAUGGUCCCCUUGUCUUAUGGUCCCCUUGCAUUGUCUCAUUUUAUGGUCCCCCUUUUUAUUGUCUCAUUUUUUUAUUGUCCCCCUUUCUUGGUCUCAUGGAUGGUCCUUGCAUUGUCUCAUUUUUAUCUCAUUUAUGGUCCCCUUGCCUUGUCUCAUUUUUAUGGUCCCCUCAUUUCUCAUUUUUAUGGUCCCCCCCUUGUCUCAUUUUUUCUGGUCCCCUUGCCUUCUCAUUUUCCUGGUCCCCUUUGUCUUUUUAUUUUGACUUGUCUCAUUUUUAUGGUCCCCCCUCAUGCCCCCUUGAUUGUCUCAUUUUUAUGGUCCCCUUGACUUGUCUCAUUUUAUGGUCCCCCUUGACUCGUCUCUUUUUAUGGUCUCCUUGCCUUGUCUCAUUUUUAUGGUCCUCCUUGCAUUAUCUCAUUUUUAUGGUCCCCUUGCAUUGUCUCAUUUUUAUGGUCUCCUUGCAUUGUCUCAUUUUUAUGGUCCCCCUUGCAUUGUCUCAUUUUUUUAUGUCCCCUUGCAUUUUCCCAUUGUCUCAUUUUAUGGUCCCCCUUGCAUUAUCUCAUUUUUAUGGUCCCCCUUUUUUAUGGUCCCCUUGCAUUGUCUCAUUUUAUGGUCCCCUUGCCUUGUCUCAUUUUUAUGGUCCCCCUUGCAUUGUCUCAUUUUUAUGGUCCCCUUGCCUUGUCUCAUUUUAUGGUCUCCUUGUCUCAUUUUAUGGUCUCCUUGCAUUGUCAUUUUAUGGUCCCCUUUAUGGUCCUUCUCAUUUUUAUGGUCCCCUUCCAUUGUCUCAUUUUAUGGUCCCCCUUGAUUGUUGUUUUCUGAGAUCCCCCUUGCCUUGUCUCAUUUUUAUGGUCUCCUUGCAUUGUCUCAUUUUUAUGGUCCCCCAUUGCAUUGACUCAUUUCUAUGGUCUCCUUGCAUUGUCUCAUUUUAUGGUCCCCUGCCUUGUCUCAUUUUUAUGGUCCCCUUGCAUUGUCUCAUUUUUAUUUGCAUUUUCUCAUUUUAUGGUCCCCUUGCAUUGUCUCAUUUUUAUCCCCCCCUUGGUCUCAUUUAUUAUUGUCCAUUGUCUCAUUUUUUAUGGGUCCCCUUUGCAUUGUCUUGUUUAUGGUCUCCUUGA